AUGGCCUCACCAAAUCACGCGCAACCUCCCACCACCCAACCCAUCACACCCCCCGCCGAACCCUCAAGCACCCAACCCACCGCAUCCCAAAACACCACCGCUACUACCGCCCCCGCCGCACCACCAACCACAACCACAACCAACAACCCCAGCACCACCACCACCGCACCCGCCGCCAGCACCCAACCGACCCAGAUCCCCUCCACCUCCCUCAAAGACAGCGGCAAAUCGCGGCGUCCGCGCGAUGUCCGCCUCAUCCACAUGCUCCUCUCCUCGUUGGGGGUAACAGCGUACCAAGAGCGCGUUCCACUCCAACUCCUCGACUUCGCCUACCGCUACACGUCCUCAGUGCUGCAGGACGCAGUGCACCUCGCGACAGAAGGCUACGCCGGUGGUCCUGAGUCUUCGACGGGUGGGGGAUCCCGCGCCGGCGCGUCCGAAAUCAAUACUGUGUCGUUACCGGCGCUGCGGCUGGCUAUUGCGUCCCGACUGCACUAUCAGUUCCAGGCAGGCUUGCCGAAGGAGUUCCUGAUGGAUGUGGCCGCGGAGAGGAAUCGCGUGGCGCUGCCCGGGGCUAGUCGCGGGUUUGAUAGUCAGGGGAUGGCGAAGACGGCGGCCGCAAAUCAGAGUAUUGUUAUGGGUGGGAUGAGGUUGCCGCCGGAGAGGUUCUGUUUGACGGGUACUGGGUGGAAUAUGAAGGAGGAGUGGGAAAGUGAGGGGGAGGAGGAGGUCGAGGGGGAUGAUACUGCUGGUGGUGCUGGGAGGGAGAAUGGGAUGGGUGCUGGUGCUGGUGGUGGGACGAAGGUCGAAGAGGGUGAGGAGGGCGCGGAUGAGGAGGAGGAGGAUGGGAAGAUGGAGGAUGUGUUUGGGGAGGAUACGGCGAUGGGGGAGGGUGAUGGGGAUGGAGGGGAUGGGGAUGGGGAUAAGGAUAUGACGGAUGUCUAG
Aspergillus welwitschiae is the source of this 945-nucleotide messenger RNA. Its product is annotated as putative transcription initiation factor TFIID, 31kD subunit. The coding region runs from base 1 to 945 and encodes 314 amino acids. Gene Ontology annotation, cellular component: SAGA complex; transcription factor TFIID complex. Lineage: Eukaryota; Fungi; Ascomycota; Eurotiomycetes; Eurotiales; Aspergillaceae. Gene Ontology annotation, biological process: RNA polymerase II preinitiation complex assembly; DNA-templated transcription initiation. The transcript has a single exon. The record is from RefSeq and is a predicted model, not a curated record. Gene Ontology annotation, molecular function: protein heterodimerization activity; transcription coactivator activity; RNA polymerase II general transcription initiation factor activity.